Messenger RNA from Emys orbicularis (European pond turtle), 666 nucleotides. RefSeq names its product N-alpha-acetyltransferase 40, NatD catalytic subunit (gene NAA40). Lineage: Eukaryota; Metazoa; Chordata; Testudines; Emydidae. The transcript is spliced from 7 exons. The record is from RefSeq and is a predicted model, not a curated record. Gene Ontology annotation, molecular function: histone H4 acetyltransferase activity; protein N-terminal-serine acetyltransferase activity; histone H2A acetyltransferase activity. Gene Ontology annotation, cellular component: nucleus. The coding region runs from base 16 to 666 and encodes 216 amino acids.
GAGGAACGGGCUGCCAUGGAUGCUGUUUGUGCUAAGGUAGAAGCAGCCAAUAAACUUGGAGACCCCUUAGAAGCCUUCCCAGUGUUCAAGAAAUACGACAGGAAUGGUUUAAACGUCUCCAUCGAGUGUAAGCGGGUGUCGGGCAUGAACCAGGCUACAGUCGACUGGGCUUUCGAACUAACCAAAACAAAUAUGCAAACUCUGUAUGAGCAGAGCGAGUGGGGCUGGAAAGACCGGGAGAAGCGGGAGGAGAUGACAGAUGACAGAGCUUGGUACCUGAUCGCUUGGGAAGAUAGCUCUGUCCCUGUGGCGUUCUCGCACUUCCGGUUUGACGUGGAGUGCGGGGACGAAGUCCUGUACUGCUAUGAAGUGCAGUUGGAAAGCAAAGUCAGAAGGAAAGGUCUUGGCAAGUUCCUCAUACAGAUUCUGCAGCUCAUGGCAAACAGCACACAGAUGAAGAAAGUCAUGCUAACAGUAUUUAAACACAAUCAUGGGGCCUAUCAAUUCUUCAGAGAAGCGUUACAGUUUGAAAUUGAUGACACCUCGCCCAGCAUGUCUGGCUGCUGCGGGGAUGACUGCUCCUAUGAGAUCCUCAGCCGAAGAACUAAAUUUGGUGAGAGCCAGCACUCUCACUCGGGCAGCCACUGCGGAGGCUGCUGCCACUGA